Lingula anatina is the source of this 770-nucleotide messenger RNA. RefSeq lists its product as uncharacterized. Gene Ontology annotation, molecular function: zinc ion binding; ubiquitin protein ligase activity. Gene Ontology annotation, biological process: protein monoubiquitination. Lineage: Eukaryota; Metazoa; Brachiopoda; Lingulata; Lingulida; Lingulidae. The record is from RefSeq and is a predicted model, not a curated record.
CAGGAAGUUGAAAUAGUGCAGCCGACGCGAUUGUGUUUUGACGUUUUUAGUUAUCAUGUAGGUCAAUGAUCAAUAGAAUGGAGGGAGAGUUGACGUGCUCGAUAUGUUUAGAGUUAUAUACAACACCGCUGAUGUUGCCAUGUACACAUAAUUUCUGUGAACAAUGCAUUCAGGGCCUCGUACGACACGGUGGUGGAGCAAGGACUUUCGCUUGUCCCACUUGCCGUCGAGAAGUGGUGCAAGACCGUUCAUUUUUGAGUUCUCUCCCUGUAAAUCGAAGUCUUAAUCAGGUAGUCAAGGCCUUCAUUAAGGAGAAAGAAAGUAACACCUUGGCAGCCAGUAUGUGUUUCUUACACAACGAACCCAGAAAUUUGUUUUGUACGACAUGUAAAACGGACAUGUGCCAAAAAUGUCUGCAAAAGGACGAGUCCCAUCUCCGAUUCGGUCACCAUGUGGCGGCUGUUGAAGAGCUUAUCACUGAGGAGAAGAGAAAAUUAAAUCCUGUGGUUGAAGAAGCUAAGAGACUACAAGGAGACAUCCAUGAAAAACAGAGGCAAAUUAAGGCAGAAGAAGAAAGUAUUAAGAGAAAAUUAAAUCCUGUGGUUGAAGAAGCUAAGAGACUACAAGGAGACAUCCAUGAAAAACAGAGGCAAAUUAAGGCAGAAGAAGAAAGUAUUAAGGUGAGAAUCAUGAUGCACAUGUAUCUAUCAAAAUGGGUUGAAUUUCAUGUCAGUCCAAAUAUGUAUUGCACUGUCACUGAUCAUCAGUAG